CACCGAGCCGCGCCGCCCCGAGAUGCCUGCUCCCGGCCUGCUGGCGACGGCGAUGGCAAGCGGCCCGGCCCUCCCGGCCUUCCUGCUAUGCAGCACACUGCUGGUCAUCAAGAUGUACGUGGUGGCCGUCAUCACGGGUCAAGUGAGGCUGCGGAAGAAGGCUUUUGCCAACCCUGAGGACGCCCUGCGACACGGAGGCCUCCAGUAUUGUCGGAGUGACCCAGAUGUGGAGCGUUGCCUCAGAGCCCACCGGAACGACAUGGAGACCAUCUACCCCUUCCUCUUCCUGGGUCUUCUCUACUCUCUUCUGGGUCCCAACCCUCUGGUCGCCUGGGUGCACUUCCUGGUGUUCCUCCUGGGCCGCGUGGUGCACACUGUGGCCUACCUGGGAAAGCUGCGGGCGCCCAUCCGCUCCGUGACCUACACCGUGGCCCAGCUCCCCUGCAUCUCCAUGGCCCUGCAGAUCCUCUGGGAAGCAGUCCGUCACCUGUGACCAGCAGCUGACGCCUGCCUGGUGGCCAGACCUUGGGCCAAGAGCUGCCAUGGCCGGAUCUGGGAACUUGGGUGGCUACUGAUUGCGACAAGUCCUGGGUCCUGGCUUCCUGGUGGCCCGCUGAGCGCAUGGAUCCUGGGCUCAAUGGGCCUCUGUGUACACAUGUGUGUGUAUGUGUGUAUGGAUGGAGUGGAGGCACAUGUCUCUUAGCCCCUUAGAUUCCUUCGUGAAGUGGCCGAUUGAAACCAUUUAGAGACAGUUGUCAAGAGUGAUCAAAAAUACUUUAGCUCAAAUAACAGCAUGAAAACUUCACUCCCUCUCCCUCCCUGAGUGAAAAGAGAGAAGGAAGACUCCAUUCAGGAUUCCUUAAAGGGACGUUGUCUGAAUCUGGCGCUAAGAUUGCAGACUUAACUGCACUCCAGUCUGGGCGACAGAGUGAGACUCCGACUCAAAAAAAAA
Molecule: messenger RNA, 952 nt
Organism: Carlito syrichta (Philippine tarsier)
Lineage: Eukaryota; Metazoa; Chordata; Mammalia; Primates; Tarsiidae
Gene: PTGES
Product: prostaglandin E synthase
Exons: 3
Coding region: 23-493 (156 amino acids)
Biological process (GO): prostaglandin biosynthetic process
Cellular component (GO): membrane
Molecular function (GO): prostaglandin-E synthase activity
Source: RefSeq, a predicted model, not a curated record